AUGAUAAAUUUAAAAGUGAAAACUCUAGAUUCACAGAAUCACGACUUUACGGUUGAUGAGGAGAUCUCCGUGCGUCAGUUUAAGGAACAGAUUGCGGAAAAGAUCAGCGUUUCGGUGGAUUUGCAGCGGCUCAUCUACUGUGGCCGGGUACUGUCAGACGAUAUCCCUCUGAAAGAUUACGAUCUGAAUGGAAAGGUUGUUCAUCUGGUGCAGCGUGCCCCACCAUCGGCACGCGGCACCAGUCUCAGCAGUACCGAAGCGGGUGGCCGCGAUGAAGCUGCACGUGCAUCCAGACGGUCACGCAGUAGCGACAACGCUACCCGGAACAUUUUUCCCAGCCUGGAUGAGCUAAACACUAUGUACUUCGGUUCGAUGACGUCAAUUCCGUUGAACAUGACUGCGACUAACGUCACUCAGAUACCGUCGGUCGGUUCAUCUUCAACGCUGUGCAACAAUCGCAUCACCGUCGCCCGGCACAUGCUGGACUGUGCGGAUAGUAUACUGAGCUAUCUGGAGAAUCCGGCCCGCGGACUCAAUUAUAGCGCGAUGGACUACCUCUCGCAACAGACGAUGGAAUCGACCGUGUUCGAGGUGGGCAUAUCGGCAGUCGGUGACGUGGACAUUCCGCACAACCAGGUGCAGAACUUUGUGAACGCCUUUCAGGGCGCUGUGAGUGCGGCAUUACGCCAGAACGGUAUGUCCAAUGUGACGGUACAGCAGCCAGAUGGGCUGAACGGGUCGGUGCAAGUUUUUGGAACGGUGCCCGACUUUGCCGUCCUAACGCCACCGAACACAAGCGCUACUGCUACGCCAGCCCACGAAGGUUCGGGAGCGUCAUCGACAACCAACAGCGGCAGUAGCAGCAGCAGCAGCAGCAGUAGCAGUAGCAGCAGCAGCAGCACGAGUAGCAGCGGCAGUAACGGCGGAAGCUCCAGCAGUCCUAGCGCAUCGUCCAGCUCGUCGGAAACGAGUGCCGAAAGUCGGCGCCAGGUACGGUCCGGACCGUUGAACACUCAAACAACGAGCACGCAAACGCUCGGUGAGGUGGUGCAGCAGAUGCGUUCGGUGCAGCGGCGCAUGGAACCGUUCCUCCAGCAAUACUGCGAUAUACUGCAAGACGAUCCGUCCUUCGAGGAAUCGGACACUGUUGGACGCGAAAAUGCGCAGCGUGUGUUUGAUCGAGUUUCGGAAGCGAUGCAUUAUAUUUCACACGCGCAGCACGCCAUCAGUGACCUCAUGCUGGAUUUGCAAAUGGCCACCCCACGUCAUCUGUGCUGUCGGCCGAUUUUAGUCGAGCAGAAUGCUUAUGUCAGUUCCGGACUGACCGCAAUGCCGCACAACAUCAAUCUGGCAAAUAUGCUGCGCAACCACAUUAAUGUAACCAAUAACAAUAACAACAACAACCCGGAAGUGGGUAACAAUAAUAUCCACGCGCAGCUGAUCAAUUUAGGCAUCACGGCCCAACCGGCCUUUUUCACUGGAGCUCCAGCUGCUGCUGGUGCUGCUGCAGGAGGAGGCGGCGGCGGCGGCGGCACUGGGACUGGGACCGGCACGAUGCGUCCACCGACCGCUCCACCAGCAUCGGGAGGAACGACAAACCAACCGCCGUCUACUAAUCAGGCAACAGCAACAUCGGCAAGCACCACUACAACCGGUGCCUCCACGACUCAGUCACGACCGCCGAACCUAGGUCAGUCUCAAAACAGACCACCUACGGCAGCUGGUGUUGGUGUUGGUGGUGGGCGAGGUAACAAUAAUUUAGUCACCUCCGUGUAUAUACCCCUGUACGACCUCAACAGCGUCCGGCGGGUACAAAAUGUUCUCGGCGAGAUGCGACCAUCGGCGGCAGGUUGGCGCAACAAUCGGUUUAUCAUGAUACGGGACGCGACGCGUUCAAGGGCUCAACGGCCAGCCUCGGCUGAUGGCCGUUUACAGCCCCCAUCGGCAGCUGGCGCAACCCGCCCGCCUCGUCUGGUCACCAUUACUAACUGUACGUUUCUGAACGCAAACAACAACAAUAGAGCAGCCGGUGGAAAUAACACGUCGGGUACUGGCACACCGAACAACGCCAACCAGAACGCGCAAAUCCAGAUGGCACGUUUCCUGCAGGCAGUCGUAAAUGCAGCACCCAUCCACACGGACAUCCACGUGCAGAUUAAUACCGGCGGCGGUAAUGAUAACAACACCGGCAGUACGCCACCUGCAUCUGCUGGCAAUCGUACCGGGGUAACCGCCACCAGUACGACAGCGCAAACUGGUAAUAGCACGACGAAUGCUGCCACUGCCGCCGCAACCACCACCACCACUGCCACCAGUGCCAACGGCAAUGGCAGAGCUGGAGCUGGCGGUGAAAACAUCAUUCAUGGGCAUCCACGUUUCGCUACCGUCACGCUGCCAACGACGUCCACCCAGACGCGUUCUACCUCCCGUCCGCACGUGCACAGCAUUCCGCCGUCACAUCUCGGUGGAACCGGACAAAUUCGCAAUCUACGCCCCAUGGCGGCGAGCAUAUUGAACACCUUUGAUCGAUUUUUGCCCUGCAACAGUCAUCAUAUCCGUGACAAUAGCGGAUCAAAUGGCGAUCGAUCGAGUGAGGGUACACCGAACCGUGCUGGUUCCGGUGAAACGGCAAACACACCUAAUGCACCGGCACCUGGCACCGAAUCUGGCACAGAUACCGUUCCGAUGCAGGAUGAUGGACGUGCAGCAGCUGCCUCGACACGCAUUAGCAUGUUUGGUACUCAAUUUACUCUGACCGAGCUACAAAAUGGAGUGCCACACCCGAACACUCUGAAUCGUGUGCGGGACUCGCUGCGAACCUAUGUCAACCGAACACUUUUUGCCGACCGUACUGUCGACGAACAAACCGUGCGUGAGGUGGGCAAUAGUAUCAUUGAACGCGUAAUGCCGCUCCUGGCUCCGCUGGCUGAGAACGAUCGUCCGCAGUUUGAUACGCGCGCUUCUUUGGUCAAUUUGAUACGUAACUUCUUCCCAACGUUCAUCAACCUGAUACGUGAGGACAGCUCAUCACAGUUCGGUGUACGGAUGAUGCGCUCUUUGCUGAUGUUUAUGCGUCGCUCGUUAAUGAUAUUGGUUCAAGGAGUUGGCCGAUUCUGUGCGCAAUCGUUUGUGCUGAAUUUGGUGGAAAGCGCACUGCGCCAACAGAAUGUACCAGACCUGGACCGAAUCAUGCGAUUGAUGGAGCCCAUUGUGAAUUAUAACUUUACUUCGGCGACCCGGAACGAUAUGUUUGACACUCAACAAUUUCUAGUCAUCCGACAACCGGCCCCACCAGCGGCUGGUACAUCUACGGCGGACAACACCGGUACGGAAAGUCGCUCAUCCAGCAUGUCUUCCAGUACUGGUACCGGUCAGCGAGAAGCUAGUCCCAUGGAUGUGGAUGACGUGGAGAGCAUGUCUACGCCGGAACUCGUGUCGGAUAUUGCGGAAAUAUCGAUCUCAAUCGAGCCACCAGCCAUGAGUGUCGACCAGUGCCCGGUGGAAAUGGCGAGUUCCUCAUCACAAUCCGAAGCUGAACCGGUCACUAGCAAAGCAGCAACCCAGCAAGCGACGGUAAGCACACUGUCGGGAAGCAUUUUAGAUUUGGCUAAUCGACCAGUUCCACCACGCCCGGCUGGUGAUGACGAAGAGCUACCAACAGUCGAGUUUGACGCCGAAUCCUGGCAUCGUCAUUUCCCGUCCAACUGGUUACCGAUCAUUACCCGCGAUCUUGGCAGACAAAGGCGACAAAGUCCACAAACCCCUUUCUCCGAUGCGUACAUUUCCGGCAUGUCCUCAAAGCGCCGAAAGUUGCUAUCAGAAACGAAACCACCGAGCGAUGUCCAUUCGCUGAUAUCGGACGGUGUUCGACGAGCCUUUCUCGGUACUGGAAUUACACCUUCGAACGCGGUUAUUGGAAACAGUGGUACUACCACCGGCACCAGCGGCCAUGCCGCCACCACUCGACGAUCAACCACAGGACAGACAGCUUCGUCGGCCACCACGUCCGGGGGAACUGCAGGCGCAAGUACGAGCGUUGCCAGCGGUAGCAGCGCCACGCACAACCGAUUCCGCACCCUGGACGAGAUGGCCAACAACAUUGCCAACGAUGGUGCCCUGCAAAUGUCGUACUGUGAGGCGAUGAAGGCCAGCAUACGCGACCGGUUGGCGAAGGAUUCGGAUUACGAUGCCAUGCGGUUCCCCAACUGUUCCAAGUACUUCGAAAAGUAGUAACACUGCUGGAACGGG
Anopheles marshallii is the source of this 4248-nucleotide messenger RNA. RefSeq names its product large proline-rich protein bag6. The transcript has 11 exons. Bases 1 to 4230 code for a protein of 1409 amino acids. The record is from RefSeq and is a predicted model, not a curated record. Gene Ontology annotation, cellular component: BAT3 complex. Gene Ontology annotation, molecular function: polyubiquitin modification-dependent protein binding; misfolded protein binding. Lineage: Eukaryota; Metazoa; Arthropoda; Insecta; Diptera; Culicidae.